ACCACAUACCGCAUACUCACAGGUCCAUUCGCGGUCUUAUAUCCCACACACCCUAUUUAAUCGCAGCAAUGGCCGCUCCCAUGUCAGCAAUGCGGUCGUUGGGCUGCUGGAACUCAGUCCGUCGCGGAUUGAAGGGUUACGAACUUGGGCGAAAGUCCCUCCACACAAUCUACUCCCCCCCAAAGGAGAAGCUCCCGUUCCCUAAGGACCUGCCACAGCAAUUCAUGCGCCAGAUACCAAAAAUUCAUAGGCCUGACAGAGAGGUCGGAAGGAAGAUAAAGGUCCCACCACCUCCACCAAGCAAAUGCAGGACAACCAAGGAUCCCGUCGCUGCGUUUACAGAGGACCAGCUCGCAAUCUACGACCCGACCGGUGAGCGGAAAGCCAUGUUCGAUAAACGGAAUCCCAAUUGCGUGAGAGUCGGGGACGUCCUGCGAGUUACAUUCAAGACCGGAGACCCAUUCUCGGGUGUAUGCUUGAACAUUCGAUCUAGAGGGUUAGACACGUCUUUCCUGCUACGGAAUAAAUUGACGAGGAUUGGAUGCGAGAUGUGGGUUAAAGUUUUUAGCCCGAACGUUCAGGCUGUUGAAGUUGUACAACGGACGGAGAAGAGGAAGAGACGUGCUAGGUUGACUUAUAUGAGGAAACCGAGGCAUGAUAUGGGAAGCGUUGAGGGUCUUGUUCGUCAAUAUUUGAGAAAUCGGUCGCAGCAGCAAGGAACGUCCGUAUGAGGUUAUGGGGCGUAAGGAUAGGUGAACGUUGUGGGAAUGCUUAUAUUGUGUAUUAUACUCUCUCGUUAUAUGUGGACACCAUUUUCUAUGCUGCUCCCUUUUUGCCGCCGUCUCUCAAAUUUGUGUGUAUGGUACAUGUACAGUACAUUGCUGAAAGUGACUGAUUCAUAGACCUUGGUUUACUUUUAUAUUUUUAUUAGUUUUUGUGGAAAAAUCUCUCCCUCAGCAGCGGUGUGAGUUGAGUUCUCCGGGCAGAGCAAGCAACACAUCCUGGGUAGAAUUUUUGCCGUUUCUAGAAACGUAGGCUUACUCGAGACAACUGAAAACAUACAAGCUUGCAGUGUCAAAUUCCAUAAAGAACGACCUCACUGUGAUGUCACAGGACUUGAGUUUACCGUCCAAUGUAUACCCCCCUCUUCGAAG
Blastomyces dermatitidis ER-3 is the source of this 1154-nucleotide messenger RNA. Its product is annotated as mitochondrial ribosomal protein. Gene Ontology annotation, biological process: translation. The transcript is spliced from 3 exons. Bases 69 to 731 code for a protein of 220 amino acids. Lineage: Eukaryota; Fungi; Ascomycota; Eurotiomycetes; Onygenales; Ajellomycetaceae. The record is from RefSeq and is a predicted model, not a curated record. Gene Ontology annotation, molecular function: structural constituent of ribosome. Gene Ontology annotation, cellular component: ribosome; mitochondrial large ribosomal subunit.